Drosophila willistoni is the source of this 1008-nucleotide messenger RNA. It is a transcript of the gene Sgf29, whose product is annotated as SAGA-associated factor 29. NCBI's taxonomy places the organism in Eukaryota, Metazoa, Arthropoda, Insecta, Diptera, Drosophilidae. The record is from RefSeq and is a predicted model, not a curated record. The transcript is spliced from 2 exons. Gene Ontology annotation, cellular component: SAGA complex. The coding region runs from base 93 to 968 and encodes 291 amino acids.
AUAGAAACAGUACACUCCAUUGUCAUCACAAUUACAUUGCCCAAGCCAAACAAUAAUUUUAUUAUAUUUUGUUAAAAUUUGUGUUUUUAACAAUGCCUUUAACAGCAGAGAGUGCAGCUCAACAGAUUCAGGAUCGACUGAAAGAUAUUCAACAUCAUAUACACAAAGUCGACGAAGAGCGGCGACGGGCGGAAAAUUCUAUAUCAAAUUUAGUUCGAUCGCAAGUCACAAAUCCUAAGCUGAAAACCUUAUUAAAGGCUAGCAUGGUGGAUGCAACUCAAGAGGAGGCGACGAUUAGAUCAGCUUUGGCUAAAAUAAAUGACAUCCGAAACAUACGUAACGAAAGAAGAAUACAAGCUCGCAAUGCUGGCAACAAGGAAGCAAUCCGACGUGGAGCACUAAUGAAAAUGGUACAAUUAUCAGCACAGACAUUGCCUCUUUUUGUGAGCAGACCUAAUGAAAGGGCUCCAGCACUGUGUGGAGCUAUACCUGCAGAAUCCAAUUAUAUUUCCAAAGUGGGUGAUAAUGUGGCUGCCCUUGCCAAGGGAAUUGACGAGGAGGAAAAUUGGAUUUUAGCAGAGGUUGUUCAAUUUUUACACCGACAGAACAAAUACGAUGUGAUAGACAUUGAUGAGGAGCAAAAAGAUAGGCAUGUGCUGAGCAAACGAAAAGUAAUACCUUUGCCAUUGAUGCGGGCCAAUCCCGAGACAGACGGACAUGCUCUCUUUCCCAAGGACACUGUUGUUAUGGCACUAUAUCCGCAGACCACAUGUUUUUACAAGGCAAUCGUGCAUCGCUUGCCCCAGACAGCUACCGAAGAUUAUGAAGUGCUGUUUGAGGAUUCAUCAUAUAUGAAUGGAUAUGCGGAACCUCUGCCUGUGGCACAACGCUAUGUUAUAGCAUAUAGGCCCACUAAAAAAGGUGGUGGCGGUGGAGGCAGUGGUAGUGGCAAUUUAUCAUCCGCUUAGAAAACAUAAGAAAUCUCUGAAUAAAAUAUAUUCAACUAUA